Trematosphaeria pertusa is the source of this 450-nucleotide messenger RNA. RefSeq lists its product as uncharacterized. Bases 1 to 450 code for a protein of 149 amino acids. The record is from RefSeq and is a predicted model, not a curated record. Lineage: Eukaryota; Fungi; Ascomycota; Dothideomycetes; Pleosporales; Trematosphaeriaceae. The transcript has a single exon.
AUGGCCGCCCUGACCCCGGAGCCCUCGAUGAAGCGCCCUUACCGUCGUAGAAACCCAGUCGAGCGGCGUUCCGUGGAGACCGCGCGUAGACGCUGCCAGUGCUCGAUCGUCUCGACCCCUGCCUGCGCCGUGUCGGAUGGCUUUCCAUUUCCUACUGCUGAAGUUGAUCCCUCUAAGGUUGAGUGCUCAGAGACUGGCCCUUUUGAGAUUCACCACUCCGAACACGGCGGCCUCCACGACUCCGUUACACUUAGUGACCCUACCUCCAGCCCGAUCGGUAGACUGUCUGGCUUCGAGCUGGAUUAUAACAACAACUACGCCGACAACGAAGGGACUGUAAUGAGAGAAACUGAUAGUACUUCACAAUCAGCCGCUGAAGCCCCCGCCUUGGUCCGAAAUGACCCCUUCUGCCAUGUCACCAUCACCAUUCACCCGCUUUUGGAGCAGUAG